AUGGUCAUAUCUUUGCCUGUAGUCUUUGGCUCUCUCACGCUCCUUGCCGUCAGCUGGCUGCUCAACCACAUCCGUUCAUGUCUUUCACUCCCAGACGCGUACGGGCCCGCACUCGCCAGAUGGUCUGACGCAUGGUACAUCUGGAAGAUAUGGCAGGGCAAGUAUGAGGCAUACGACAUUGAGGCACACAGGAAUGGCUCCAGGAAAAUCGUUCGCAUCGGGCCUCGCAUGUACAGCAUUGAUGAUCCGGUAAUGGCCCGUGUGAUCUAUGGCAUCUCAUCUCCCCUACCAAAAAGUAAAUGGUAUGAUGCCUGGGGAGAUCCUCGCAUCCCGAACCACAAUCUGUUCAGCGCGCGCGAUCGCGCCGUGCAUGGCCUCAUGCGCCGCAAAGUCGCCAGUAUGUACUCUAUGUCGACAAUCAAGUCCUACGAGCCCUAUGUGGACAGCUGUGUUGCGCUUCUUCUGAAGCGUUUCGACGAGUUCGCCGCAAGCGGGGAGAUGUUCGACCUGCAGCACUGGAUGCAGUGCUAUGCAUUCGACGUGAUCGGCGAGAUCACGUUCGGCAGACGCGUAGGUUUCUUGGAAUCUGGCGGACAAGAUAUCGACGGCAUCAUCAGAGCUCUAGAAGACGCCAAUGCUUUCGCAACACUUUCGGGUGUCAGCGCCAUCUUGCUACCAGUACUUUUUGUCCUCUAUGGUAAUCCUGUCCGUGGUAUCGCAAGUUUUGCGGGAAAACUCGAGAGCGAUGAAAUUGACACCAAGGAAAAGGAUGGUGGAGAGACCUUCCUGGCGAAAGUUCAACGACUGCGGAAGGAAGAUCCGGAGGAAUUCGAAAGACUACGCACUCGGACGAUUACUCUGACAGGAAACGUCGCAGCUGGAAGUGACACCACAAGCAUAUCUCUAACCAGCGCGCUAUACCACCUCCUUACCACAAAUGGCCUCGUAGAGCGAGUGUACAAAGAGCUCGAUUCUCAAGGCUUUUGCUCAAGUCUCGACGAGCACAUCACAUUUGACCAGGCUCAGCAACUUCCGUACCUCCAGAUGGUAAUUAAAGAAGCCCUGCGAGUCCACCCAGCUGUCGGCUUGCCCAUGUGGCGCGAAGUCGUAGGGUCCGGUCUGGACGUCGAUGGAACUCAUUUUCCACCAGGGGUACUCAUAGGUAUAAAUCCGUGGGUAGCGCACCGGAACGCAGAUGUCUUUGGCACAAACGCCGCGGACUUCGUACCCGAACGGUGGGGUCCCGAAGACACCUCCUCGGAGACGUUAGCGGCCAUGGAGCAGUACUAUCUGCCUUUUGGAGCGGGCUCGAGGACUUGCAUAGGGAAGCAUAUAUCAAACCUUGAGAUGGUGAAAUUGAUCCCAGAGCUAGUCAGGCGGUAUGAGUUUGAGUGUGUUUGCGGAGAAUUGAAGACUGUUAAUAGGUGGUUUGUCAAACCCGAGAAGGUGCUCUUCCGCGUCAGGCGGAGAGAACUCGGGGCGUAG
Colletotrichum siamense is the source of this 1485-nucleotide messenger RNA. It is a transcript of the gene PDAT9, whose product is annotated as Pisatin demethylase. The transcript is spliced from 4 exons. Lineage: Eukaryota; Fungi; Ascomycota; Sordariomycetes; Glomerellales; Glomerellaceae. Gene Ontology annotation, molecular function: heme binding; monooxygenase activity; iron ion binding. The coding region runs from base 1 to 1485 and encodes 494 amino acids. The record is from RefSeq and is a predicted model, not a curated record.